Molecule: messenger RNA, 1282 nt
Organism: Agelaius phoeniceus (red-winged blackbird)
Lineage: Eukaryota; Metazoa; Chordata; Aves; Passeriformes; Icteridae
Gene: CBLN4
Product: cerebellin 4 precursor
Cellular component (GO): synapse
Molecular function (GO): protein binding
Source: RefSeq, a predicted model, not a curated record
CGCGGGGGCUCCGCGGUGGCCGGAGCGGGGCGCGGAGCGGCCGCGGGUGCGCACCAUGGGCUGGCGGCUGCUGCUGCUGGCCCUGGCGCUGGGCGGCCGCGUCGCCUCCGCGCAGAACGACACGGAGCCCAUCGUGCUGGAGGGCAAGUGCCUGGUGGUGUGCGACUCCAACCCGGCCCCCGACGCCAAGGGCUCGUCCUCCUCCUCCUCGCCGCUGGGCAUCUCCGUGCGGGCCGCCAACUCCAAGGUGGCCUUCUCGGCCGUGCGGAGCACCAACCACGAGCCCUCUGAGAUGAGCAACAAGACGCGCAUCAUCUACUUCGACCAGAUCCUUGUAAAUGUGGGCAAUUUUUUCACGUUGGAGUCUGUCUUUGUAUCACCACGGAAGGGAAUUUACAGUUUCAAUUUCCACGUAAUUAAAGUCUACCAGAGUCAAACAAUUCAGGUGAAUCUGAUGCUGAAUGGGAAGCCAGUGAUCUCUGCUUUCGCUGGGGACAAGGACGUCACCCGUGAGGCCGCCACCAACGGGGUCCUGCUGUACCUGGACAAGGAGGACAAGGUUUACCUGAAGCUGGAGAAGGGCAAUCUGGUUGGUGGGUGGCAGUACUCGACAUUCUCUGGCUUCCUGGUCUUCCCCCUGUAAAGUCCAUUUUCCCGUGCCGUUCAUCCAGGUGUGGACUCAUCCUUGUUCCAUGAAGAUCGUUUUUGUCAUCAUGGAGUGAUGGUUCUUUAUUGCUUCCUCGUGGGUGAUUUUGGAUUCUCUCCAUGGAUUCUGGCCCCGUCUGAACUACUCAGAAGUUCCACAGAGUUUUGUGUGUCCAAAUACGAUAUCUUUGGCCUGAGACUCAAGCAGACAAUAAAUAUCAACGCUUAAGGUUUCGGCCUAGAGCUGCCUGCAAGAUUUAUUCCAAUUUCCCUUCCUGGAUUCAGGGAAGAAAUGGAUUUUCUUUAUCUGUGAAAAGACUGGCACCAAGUCUCUCAUGUAGGAGGGUUUGAGUUCAGACUUCAAGCAGGAGUUAGUGUGUUGCUGCCAAAGAGCUGUGUUGAUAUAUUGGUCAUGUUUGUGUCCUGGGCUGCGCUGCCAUCACCCAUUCCCUUGUCCUAGAGAGGUCAUUCCCGUUGCUGAGGGGCUGACGUGAGCUCUCCUCUCUGUGUUCUGUGUUGGAUGGUUCACCCAAAUAUUUGAGCUCAGUCCCAGCCAAGCCCAGCCUCCAUGAAUCUGAGGGGUCGUGGAUGUGUUCUGGUUGGGUAUGGAAGGGGUUCCUCUUUUCCACUGGUUCCU